ACGCUAACGUCAGUUGGUGCGGCACGUUUGUUUUUUUCUCGCUGAUACAACACGAGCCUUGCGAUGUCCGAAGUACCAAAGAACCAGUGUGACAGUGAGAAAAUCAAACAGCUGAAAACGAACCUGUCGUUUUGGUCGCCGCUGAACAACGGUUUCACCGUGCCCGACAAUCCGUCGAAAUGCACGUGGCACAAGAAGGCCUGUCCUGCCACCAGCCCUCACAGAACACAAGAAUGGAGGCGCUCUUCAAAAGUCCUCGCUGAUGUGUUAGCUGCCAUCGGCAAUACACCCAUGGUUAAACUGAAUAAAAUUCCCAAAGAUUACGGUCUUCUGUGCGAUGUUUAUGUGAAAUGCGAAUUCUUCAAUCCAGGCGGCUCUGUGAAGGACCGCAUCGGUUAUCGCAUGGUAGAGGACGCCGAAAAACAAGGCAUCCUCAAACCAGGGUAUACCAUCAUCGAACCGUCGUCUGGUAAUACGGGAAUAGGCAUCGCCCUCGCCGCCGCCGUCAAAGGUUACCGCUGCGUGAUCGUGAUGUCCGAGAAAAUGUCCAAUGAAAAGGUGUCGGUUUUGAACGCGCUGGGCGCCGAAAUUGUCCGGACGCCCGUCACCGCCGAUUCCGACGCGCCCGACGGCAUGUUUGGAGUUACGUAUAAGCUGAAGAACGAGAUUCCCAACUCUGUUAUCCUCGAUCAGUAUUCGAAUCCGGGCAAUUCUUUGGCUCACUACGACACCACGGCUGAGGAGAUUUUGGAUCAGAUGGGCAAAGUUGAUAUGGUGGUUAUCGGUGCUGGCACCGGUGGUACCAUUACGGGCAUAGGUCGCAAACUAAAGGAAAAGUCUCCUAAUACUAUUAUUGUUGGCGCGGAUCCGGAUGGCUCGAUCUUGGCUCAGCCUGAUAAUCUCAAUAAAGCCGGUGCCGGUUUUUACGAGGUUGAAGGCAUCGGAUACGAUUUUAUUCCCACUGUUUUGGAUAGGUCAGUGGUGGAUGUGUGGAUCAAAACCAACGACAAAGAGUCGUUGCCGUUGGCCAGGCGUUUGAUCCGUGAUGAGGGUUUGCUUUGUGGUUCUAGCAGUGGAGCCAAUGUUUCGGCAGCCAUGCAGGCCGCUAAAGAUUUGAAACCAGGCCAAAAAGUCGUUAUUAUUUUACCAGACAGUAUUAGAAACUACAUUACCAAAUUCAUUUCUGAUCAAUGGAUGGAAGCUAGAAACUUGCAGCCUUGUGUUAACACAAAGAAUCACUGGUGGUGGGAUGUUCCAGUUACAAAUAUACCUUUGGAGAAGCUCCAAACUGCAACUCAGAGCAUGACAUGUGAAAGGGUUCUCAAUAUAAUGAAAAAGUUGGGAGUAGAUCAAGUACCGUUUGUCGAUAGCAAUAAUUCUAUUAUUGGAAUGGUAACUCUGCAAAAUUUGAUGAACGGACUUAUUUCGGGAAGAGUGCAAUCCAAUGAAAGCAUUGAAAAAAUCGUCAUAAGAAUAUAUCCUAAAUUAUAUAACACUGCAAAUUUGGGUGUUGUUUCUAGAGUGUUAGAAAAAGAAGCAUAUGUAGUUAUUUUGGAAAAGCAUGGUGCAACAGACAAACCAUGCGGAAUAGUCACUGCCAUUGACUUACUUCAAUUUAUAUCUCAAGCUAAGCCUUCCGUUUGAAUAUUCGCACAAAUUUAUUAGAAACACGUUUCUCUUUGUGCAUUUAUUAAGCACGAAAUUUUAAAUGUAUAAUAUUUAGAGGAUUUUAUUGCUUUUGGUGUUCUUUAAAAGUUCCUUAACGCAUUUAUAGAGUCUUUUAUAUCAACUUUAAAUAGUUCAAAUUUUAAGAAGAUGUUUAUAAAUAUAUUUAUAAAGGACUCUUUAAUAUAUCUACAAAUUUGUCUUAUGUUUGUACAUAUCAUUGAUAGUAAAUGUAACAUUUGAAAGUGUACAUUACAGUCACGCAACUUCUACCUUUUUGGUUUAGAUCAUCAUCUUACAACCUUGUAUAAUUUCUAUAUUAACCAUGUGAAGUCAAAUAUUCCAUUUAUUAAUUGUACAUACAAACAAGUUUGAUAAAAUUGAAGAUAUUUAAAGAAACCUUAAGAGCAAACCAUCGUCAAUUAAGUAUAUAUGUAUGUGAACUGAUUUAUUUUAUGGUGUUUACAUUUUUAAACUGUGACAUACUAAGGAAUCUCUUUAAUAAAUGGUUUUAGAAA
Aethina tumida (small hive beetle) is the source of this 2183-nucleotide messenger RNA. Its product is annotated as cystathionine beta-synthase. The record is from RefSeq and is a predicted model, not a curated record. NCBI's taxonomy places the organism in Eukaryota, Metazoa, Arthropoda, Insecta, Coleoptera, Nitidulidae. Gene Ontology annotation, cellular component: cytoplasm. Bases 64 to 1644 code for a protein of 526 amino acids. The transcript is spliced from 7 exons. Gene Ontology annotation, molecular function: cysteine synthase activity; cystathionine beta-synthase activity.